This is a messenger RNA of Verticillium nonalfalfae, 1362 nucleotides long. RefSeq names its product peroxisome assembly protein (Peroxin-2) (gene PEX2). The coding region runs from base 1 to 1362 and encodes 453 amino acids. The record is from RefSeq and is a predicted model, not a curated record. Gene Ontology annotation, molecular function: zinc ion binding. Gene Ontology annotation, cellular component: peroxisomal membrane. The transcript has a single exon. Gene Ontology annotation, biological process: protein import into peroxisome matrix. NCBI's taxonomy places the organism in Eukaryota, Fungi, Ascomycota, Sordariomycetes, Glomerellales, Plectosphaerellaceae.
AUGACCUCCAACUUCGCGCAAGCGCAACAGCGCCUCGCCGCCCGCCAACAGGCCCGCGAAGCCGAGAACGCCGCCCGCCUCGCCGCCCAGCGCGCCGACACCUCGACAUCCCGCGCCGCACGCACGCGAGCCCAGCUCGACCGCCUCCCCUUCCCCUUCGCCCGGCUCAACACGGCAUGGGACGCCGUCUCGUCCCGCGAGGGCACGCGGCCGGCGUUCCGCGUGGGCCAGGUGGACGCCGAGCUGCUCGACGAGGAGCUCGUCGACCUGCUGCGCGACCAGGUCGGCGAGGCGCUCAAGUACUUUGCCGGCGGGCACCUCAAGGACGACUGGUCGGCCGAGAUCAUGCUGGCGCUGCGGGCCGUGCUAUUCAAGCUCACCGUCUGGGACCACGACGCCACGUACGGCGCCGCGCUGCAGAACCUCCGCUACACAGACGCCAGGAGCACGAGCCCCGUGCUCGUGCCGCCGUCGCCGCUGCAGAAGACGGCCUACGGCCUCGUCACCGUCUUCGGCAAGUACGCCUGGACGAGGUGGGAGGACUGGCUCGUCGAGCGCGACGACGGCCACGACGAGCCGAGCCCGCGCAUCCGACUGCUGGCGCGCCUCACCGAGCGCCUGUCGACGCUCCACGCGGGCGCCGCGUGCCUGUCGUUUCUCGUCUUCCUCCUGCACGGCCGGUACCGGACGCUCCUCGACCGCCUGCUGCGCAUGCGCCUCGCGCCGCCGACGAGCCAGGUCAGCCGCGAGGUCUCGUUUGAGUACCUCAACCGCCAGCUCGUGUGGCACGCCUUCACCGAGUUCCUCCUCUUCGUGCUGCCGCUCGUCGGCAUCCACCGCUGGAGGCGGUGGUUCGCCCGCACGUGGCGCAAGACAAAGGGCAUCAUGCAGACGCACGGCGGCGGCGGCGACGACGACGGCGUCAAGAGGGGCGAGUUUGCCUUCCUCCCCGAGCGCACGUGCGCCAUUUGCUACCAGGACCAGAACACGCUGGCCACCGAGAACGAGAUCAUGGCGGCCGCGGCGUCGAGCGGCGUUGUCGGCUCGGCGCAGACGGACAUAACGAAUCCGUACGAGACGAUGCCGUGCGGCUGCGUCUACUGCUUCGUCUGCCUCGCGACGCGGCUGGAGAGGGAGGAGGGCGAGGGCUGGACGUGUCUGCGGUGCGGCGAGCUCGUCACGGAGUGCAAGCCGUGGAGCGGCGACGUGCUGGAGACGCCGAAGAAGUCGCCGUCGUCCAAGGUUGUGGCCUUUUCGGACGAAGUAGACGACGCCGUCAUGGUGGACGGUGCACACGAUGAUACCGCGUCAUCUGUGGGCGACGAGUCGGCGCGCUUUGAUGAGGCCGAGACGCACGAAUGA